Molecule: messenger RNA, 900 nt
Organism: Aplosporella prunicola CBS 121167
Lineage: Eukaryota; Fungi; Ascomycota; Dothideomycetes; Botryosphaeriales; Aplosporellaceae
Exons: 2
Source: RefSeq, a predicted model, not a curated record
GUUGCGUACUUUUUCUGCCAAUAUGACGACGAAAGAUCUCUGACAGCAACAUCGAUCCUGAGUUCCUUAGUGAAGCAACUGCUUGACCCGGAAACGAUGCCUAAUGAGAUUGAGUCCCGUCUGGCAAGCUAUCUCAAAGUCGGUUCUCCCGACCUGCAUGACCUGGGGGCUCUUAUCCAAGAAAUACUUUCACAGUCAUCGACCCGCUACCUUGUUAUCGAUGCCAUAGAUGAGUGUCCCAAGCUAGAGCAGGAUGCGCUCUCCAAAACCUUGCAAAGGGUUAUGGCUAUUCCUUCUGGAAAGACAAAGCUUCUCAUCUCAAGCCGCGAUACGGUUAGUCGGCAGGUGAAGAGAAUUCAUCCGACGAUCAACUAUAUUAAAUUGAGUUCGGAAGCAAUCAAGUCGGACAUGAAACUGUUUAUCCAGAGAACCGUCGAGGAAAAGGUAGACGACGGAGAGCUUGCAGUUGGCAGCUCGUGCCUACUGCGAAAGAUUCAGGAUUCACUCAUUCAGGGAGCAGAUGGAAUGUUCCUAUGGGUUGCUUUCCAGCUUCAAGACGUCUGCAAUCAAAAAUGCGACAACGACAUCUACCGAGUUCUCGAAAAUCUCCCAAAAGACCUCCCCGAAACAUACAAGCGACUUUUGGGCCGCAUCGAUGCCGACGGAAACAAAGCUAUCGCAACGAGGAUCUUCCGCUGGCUUGCCUGCGCAAAGAGGCCGAUGACACUUGAGGAGCUUCGCGAAGCUAUUGCCGUGGAACCUUUACAGCCCUUCUCCAUGCCGGAACGGCUCAUCAACGAUAUUUCCCGGCUUGGACCCUGGUGUCAAGGCCUCGCUGUUGUGAAUGAAGAGUACGGUACACUGGAAUUCACACACUACACAGUACAAACCUUUCUCCUA